GCUUGCUAAUUCCCUGCCAAAACUAUGAGUGGUUUCCUUCCCUCUAAUCUCCCAUCAUGUCGUGGUCGAUUAUUGUCAAUGCCCUCCGUCUCCGUUCUGCCGUCCCUUGAAACACUUUAGUUUUCCAACAGGGAGCGUCGGAUGGAGCGCCCAUUCUGUGUGCAAAGCGACCGGGACUUACGCAAAAGACUAGGCUGCGCACUGGAAAGCGCCCUGAUCCCCUUUCCAUGUGUUUGAAUUAUGGAGCUCGCGAAUAACAACAGUUGACCGUGGCUUUCUUUGUGUUUUGAAUACGCAACAAGGCAUGGCUUUCUUUUUGACUUGGCUUUUGACUUUUCUCCUGUCCUGUGCUGGACAGUGUUGGGCGCUUCAGCAUCCCGAGCCGAGCAUCUAUUUGGAAAAUAUUACGCGAAUUUUGGACAGAUUACUGGAGGGAUAUGACAACAGGCUACGACCCGGAUUUGGAGGUCCCGUAACGGAGGUCAAAACAGACAUCUUUGUCACCAGCUUCGGCCCCGUGUCAGAUGUGGAAAUGGAGUACACCAUGGACGUAUUUUUCCGCCAGACCUGGGUGGACGAGCGCCUGAAGUUCGACGGCCCCAUCGAGAUCCUGCGGCUGAACAACCUGAUGGUCAGCAAGAUCUGGACGCCGGACACGUUCUUCCGCAACGGCAAGCGGUCCAUCUCCCACAACAUGACCACGCCCAACAAGCUGUUCCGCAUCAUGCAAAACGGAACCAUACUCUACACCAUGAGGUUAACGAUCAAUGCUGAGUGCCCAAUGAGGCUCAUCAACUUCCCCAUGGACGGACACUCCUGCCCACUCAAGUUUGGAAGCUAUGCGUACCCCAUCAGUGAGAUCGUGUACACGUGGAAGAAGGGGCCCCUGUUCUCGGUGGAGGUCCCCCAGGAGUCCUCCAGUCUCCUGCAGUACGACCUCAUAGGGCAGACCGUCUCCAGCGAGAGACUCAAGUCUAACACGGGAGAGUAUGUGGUGAUGACGGUGCACUUCCACCUGCAGCGUAAGAUGGGUUUCUUCCUCAUCCAGACCUACAUCCCCUGCAUCAUGACCGUCAUCCUAGCACAGGUCUCCUUCUGGAUCAACAAGGAGUCCGUGCCCGCCAGGACCGUCUUUGGAAUCACCACGGUGCUCACCAUGACUACCCUGAGUAUCAGUGCACGCCACUCGCUGCCAAAGGUGUCGUACGCCACGGCCAUGGACUGGUUCAUCGCCGUCUGCUUCGCCUUCGUCUUCUCCGCCCUGAUCGAGUUCGCCGCCGUCAACUACUUCUCCACGCUGCAGGCCAAUCGCGAGAUGCAGAAGGCCGCCGCGCUACAGGCCGCAGCUCAGGAGGCAAUGAAACAGGCGGCGGCAGCAGCUGCCAACGACGGGCAGAUGAGAUCGCCUCACCUUGAUGCUGCGGCCAUGCUGAAGCGUCGCAUGAACUCCACGGGUCGCCUGGACAUGAUCGGGGUGCCGGUGGGGCACGGCUCUCUGCCCAGAUACUCCGGACCGCCCACUCGGGUGUCGGAUUUCCGGCCGCAGGGUUCGGCCACGCCGGCCAACGAGCAGAUAGGAGGGACCAGCAUCAUCGACAAGUACUCGCGCAUCCUCUUCCCGCUCUCCUUCGGGGCCUUUAACCUGGUCUACUGGAUCGUCUAUCUCACCAAGGACACCAUGGAGUCACGGGAGGUGUGAAUGUCUGGAGGCUCUCUACCA
Engraulis encrasicolus (European anchovy) is the source of this 1720-nucleotide messenger RNA. It is a transcript of the gene gabra6b, whose product is annotated as gamma-aminobutyric acid type A receptor subunit alpha6b. The transcript has 10 exons. Gene Ontology annotation, biological process: regulation of postsynaptic membrane potential; chloride transmembrane transport; nervous system process. The record is from RefSeq and is a predicted model, not a curated record. Gene Ontology annotation, molecular function: GABA-gated chloride ion channel activity; benzodiazepine receptor activity; inhibitory extracellular ligand-gated monoatomic ion channel activity. Bases 305 to 1699 code for a protein of 464 amino acids. NCBI's taxonomy places the organism in Eukaryota, Metazoa, Chordata, Actinopteri, Clupeiformes, Engraulidae. Gene Ontology annotation, cellular component: neuron projection; GABA-A receptor complex; plasma membrane.